Molecule: messenger RNA, 5412 nt
Organism: Micropterus dolomieu (smallmouth bass)
Lineage: Eukaryota; Metazoa; Chordata; Actinopteri; Centrarchiformes; Centrarchidae
Gene: c2cd3
Product: C2 domain containing 3 centriole elongation regulator
Exons: 25
Coding region: 1-5271 (1756 amino acids)
Biological process (GO): cilium assembly; centriole elongation
Cellular component (GO): centriole; centriolar satellite
Source: RefSeq, a predicted model, not a curated record
AUGAUGAAAGUAGACUCAUAUCUAAAUUCAGGGCCUCAGCGGUCUACAGAUGCUUGUGGCAUUGCUCCUGGCCUGAGUGCAGAGCAGUUGACUUCGCUGAGUUUGAUCCGGCUGGCAAGAGUGACUGUCGACUCCCUGGUCGUACCACCAGGCAGUACAAACACCACACCCAGAAAGACUUCAAUAAAAGGGAGGCCUCCUCGACCACUAACCAGCAAGAAGUGCACUUAUUUUAUCGAGUACGUGUUCCCGAUCCCUUCCUCUUCCAGUCGACAUGAUCGCAGUAAGGGAGGAGAUGGGGAGGUGACCAGAGCUGUAGCCAGUAAAGUAACAGGAGGAGCGGUGAAAUUCCACCAGCACUCUGUGUUUCCUGUCCACUUCAGUACAGCAGCAGUUAAACAAUGGUGGGAAACUGAUCUGAUUUUCACAAUUUACUCACGAAAGAAUGACCAAAAGAAACCUGUUCCCAUUGGUAAGGCGGUUCACCCACUGCGCUCUCUGCUGCAGAGCAAGCAGCUGAGUCAGUCUGUCGUCUUACAUGUACAGAGCGUGGAAGUAAAUAAUGAAACACAAGAAAUUGGACCUCUCAAGGUGUCACUAGAACUUGCUACAGACAACAAAGAUUUCUCUGAAAGGAGUAUAAGCAAACUGGCUAGGAGAGGCAAAUCCCCUUCAAAAACUGCACCAAGUCCACAGCGAGAGACCAGCUUCACAUCUCAACAUGUUGACCUUGGCAGGAAGGAGCUACUAGCUAGCUCUUUUGAAGACUCCAGACUGAACGUUUGGAGUCCUCAGAAACCCUCGAAAGAACCCUCUCCCCAUCCUGGCCUCCACACAUCCCCUCAUAAAUCACAGCAUCAGGUGGAGGAGUACCCUGAGGUCCUGCUGCACACCUUACUCAUGGUGCCAGAUGGAAAGAACUUCAACUGCGGGCCCAUGCAGGCUCCAAACGUGUACUUGAAUUGUAAACUUUUUUGGUGCGAUGAGACAGCACGAUCUGUCAUCAGCUGGGGUCAGGCAAAUCCUACUUUCAACUUUGUUCAGGUGACUCCUGUGGCCUUGACAGCUAAGCUGCUGGAGCGGAUGAAGAAUAAUAUGAUGGUAAUCGAGGUGUGGCAGAGGACAGGAGGCUCACGGCAGGAUCAACUCCUUGGCCUGGUUAAAUUACCUCUCCACCAGUUCUACAUGUCAUUUAGGGAUCCAAAGAUUGCCCACCUUCUUCUGCAGGCGCAGUACCCUGUUUUAGGUGUGGACUGCUACAUGCCAGUCAUUGAUGUGUUCUCAGGUAGCUCUAAAGGGAACCUAAGGGUUGUUUUGGCUCUUGGCCGAUCAGAGCAGAUAGUUGCCCUCCAGCGCACGAGGAAUGAAGAAUAUGACAAUUUAUCUCAUCAUGUGAGACCACUUCAUCUACUUGAACACCAGCCACAUUCACAAACAAAGGUGAUUGCAGCGCAAGCAGAAACUAUGAGAGAGCACCUGUUUGUGAUAAGAGUGGAGAAGUUAAAUGGGCUGACACCUCUGCAGUCCACAGUGUGGGGUGAGGCUGACUGCUAUAUCCAGUACAGUUUCCCCUCUCAGGAGGGUGACCCUGCUACAAAAGUGGACCAAGACCUCAUAGAGAGCAGCGUGAACCUGAAGCUGUUUCGUACGACCACAACUCUGUGUGUCCCUGACCCGAUGUUUGGCCACACUGAGACUCAUGUGCUUCUGGCUCCUGAAGGAGUGCCUGUUCAGAGGCUGCUGCUCAGCUCUCUUUCAAGUCAAGGCCUAAGCAGUGGAGGGGGUGUCCAGUUUGAAGUGUGGUGCAGAUAUUAUUAUCCAAAUGUUCGAGACCAGCUUGUGGCCAAAGGAAUGCUUCCAUUGUCCAAACUGUGUGCCAUGGUCACCAUGCAGAGACAGCAUCCCAACGAGGCUCAAAUGUUCUCCCUGCCCCUGAUUCCCAGGACAGACAGUCCCACAGGACACCAGCCUCAACCCUCAGGCCUGCUGGAUGUGUGCAUUCGGUACAAGCACCGACCAGUGAGACCUGAAGGGCAGACUGGUAAAGGAUCUGCCUCUCGCGUUGUGACACUCGUGGUUCAAGUGCACAGAGCAUCAGGUCUGCAGGCCGCAGCAAGGGUUGUAUCUGAACAGGAUGAAAGAUUCAGCUACUUUGCCAGUGUGGGAGUGAACACAUACAUCACAGUGCAGCUCUCCUUCCUGCCUGAGAGUGUGCGGAGGAGCACCCGCAUAGCCGCGAGGACCUUCUGCCCGGAGUUCGACCACCACAUGGAGGUGUCCUGUGACCUGCUGAUUCAGAGGAGCAGUGGAGAAACCUGCAGCCUGGCUGAGCAGCUGGAGGAAGCGACUGCUGUCUUCACUGUAUGGAACAGAGACAAUCGCAAAGCAGUGCUCACUCAUAAGCCAAAGGAUGUGAUGUUGGGCACAGUGAAAAUACCACUGGCCGAUCUCAUCCAUAAAAGAACAGGUAUUUCCGGCUGGUUUGGAGUGUAUGUACCUCAGGAAACAAGUUCUUCUCAGCAUCAGCACAUCUUGGUCGGGGGCCUCGAGAUCUCUGUCAACUUCGCCCACCACUCAGACAGGGAAAGGGUCAUUAAAGCUGCUCAGGGUGUGGGCUGGGGAAUAGCCCAGAAUGAAAUGCAAGAUGAUGAAGAAGCCUGGGAAGACAGCAUGAGAAAAAUGUCUUUGACUUUUUCAAUGCCUAGAGCGUGGAUACCUGUCCACUGCUUGCUUCUGCCAGGACACAGGGCGAUUUUGCGCUCGACUUACUGCUACUUUAGGUAUAAGUUCUACGACCAGGAUGCCUUCUGCUCCCAGAUGAAACACCCCACUGUUGAGGGUGGGGAGGGAGGCCAAGCCACUGCCACUUUCCAGGGAAGUAGAACUGUGGAGCUAAGGAGCACUCAGCCCUUGAUGUGGUAUCUUCGAGAGGAGAGGCUAGAGGUUCAGGUAUGGAUUGCCUUUAAAAAAGACAAAACCCAAAGACCCCGAGACACAGACCGACUGGUGGGUUCAGCGUUUAUCGACCUAUCCUCUCUUGCAAAGACGCCCAAGCAGAAGCUUACUCUCAGUGGAGUCUAUCCACUGUUCAGACGCUCAGCAGUGGAUCUACAAGGGGCUGCUGUCAGAGUGCACAUCACCCUGACAGCAGGUUUCGUCCCUUUGAAGGCCUCUGCUGGAGUUGACACACAAGUGGACUCGGACAGCCAGGGGGAACUCUUACCAGAAGAGGAAGAAGCAGCAGAUAGAUCCCCCUCGCCUACUACACCCAAACAAUCACACAGGGAAAGCAGACACAAGAAUAAAUCCUCCAGAACAACUCCAGACAUUACAUCUGUGCAGCACACAGCAAUGAGCACAGAUGAAUCUUUCCCUGUGACUGUUACAGUGGACCGGGCGAUGCACCUGAAUCUGAAAGGCUGUCCUCUAGCAGAGCGCAGUGAAGGGUCACCAUGCUGCUGUGUUUCAUACGUCACUGCCGACUCAGCUGAACCAGCGUCCACAGCUGUCAUAGCCAACACUGACAGCCCUGUGUGGGACCAUCAUCAUGAGUGCAGGCUUUCAAAGCAGCUACUGGUUGAUCCACAACAAUCUCUGGUGUUCAAAGUCUGGCACAAAGGGGAAAUGGAGAGGGUGAUUGGAUUUGCUUCUGUAGACCUGUCUCCCUUACUCUGUGGGUUCCAGUCAGUGUGUGGUUGGUACAACAUCACAGAUUUCAGCGGUCAGUGUCACGGUCAACUCAAAGUGUCCAUCACUCCACUAAAGGGGAUCCAAGACCUCCGAGGACAGAGAAAAAUUGUGAAUGAAGAACCUUCCAAAAACACGUCGGCACUCCCUCUCACCUACCACACCACAGCCACAUACAGCAGCUUCCCCUCUCACAUCAGCCGAUACCCUGAGCAGAAGAUCUCGUCACCUGACCACACAGACAGGCUGUUCUCUGAAAGGUCUAGUGAGAGUGACCGCCAUUUUGAACACAUGGACAAAGUACGUCUUUACCAUCAGAGUCUGCAGGAGCAAACAGCAGCUAAUUCUGUCGGUGGCAGUGUUGGCGACAUCGAUCCCUCCAGCUCAUUCCUGUUUUCAGCACUCAGGAAUAAACUAAGUGAACUCGACAACAUCCAGAGAUACUUCAGUCGCAAGCUUUCAACUCCCAUAUUCCCGUCCAUGACCAAGCAAGACUGUCACACCAAGCCUGAGGAACAGAGGAACACAGAUACAUGUCAGCUUUUUCUCAAGUCCAACCAAUUAGUUGGAGAAGUCAACAAUAUCAUCAGUGGUCUACGAGGAGAACACCUAGACACAAUUCCCUCAAACACACAGAGCAGCUCAACAACUUCCCCUGUUGCAGACAUCGAUCCUCAAACUAUCCCUGAGAGUAUCUCCAGUCGACGCAGAUCUUCAAAUUCUUCCCAAGAUGAUGUGUCUCAUCUGCUCUCUCCAUUGGCAAAGAUGUCUGAAGACCAUAUAGAGUCUGAGCCUGAGGAAGAACAACACAGACAAAACUACAACGUUGCUGCAUCGGAGGAUGAAAACGAAGAAGGUGCGUGUGAAGAUGAAGAUGGGAAAGGUUGCAGACAGGACAAAGAACCUGAUGACGACGAAGAGGAAGAAGAUUACGAAGAGGUCGUGGUGAAGCCGAGACAUCUGAAUGAGGUGACUUCUUUAACAGACAAAACCAGUCCCUGGACCAGCAUUCUGUCAGACCCUGACAUGAUUUCUCUGGAGAGCUUCGAGGCAUCAGAGGAGCCGGACCACAGCCAGAACGAGGACGGGAAGCCGCAGAUGACAAAUCUCCAAACUUAUGACUGUAGUGUGAAACACAGAUGUGCCAGACGAGAGGAAAGGGACAGUUCUAAUGGAUCAGCAGGAGACGCGUCAGACACAGACAGAGAGGAUGAAAGGACACUACAAGCUUCAGAUGAGAGACAAGCAAAAGAAUCCAAUGAGAGGUCAGCUUCAUCACCCACAGAUACCCAUGAUGCUUCAUGCUCCCUGGACAAUCAAGACACUCCACUGCAACCCUCGGUACAUGUGGAGGUCCCUAAUUUCUUCCUCCCCUCUCACCAACUGGAGGCAUCUAUGAGAGUCAUACGAUUAGCUCCUUCAUUCUCCAAGUCAACCAGUGACCCAGGCAGAAGCUCUCCAGUUCACGGCAGUCAACAUCUCAGAGGUCCUCGACAGCGUCCCAACAUGUCGCCAUUAUCCAUGAAGAAAGAAACUGAAAGAAUAGCAAAAAUAUUUGCAGCUCACUUUGACGACAAGCAGUAGUUAGCCUACGUGGUGGUUUUGUGUGCUAAACAGUUAUCACAUUUAUAAUAGUCAGUGUUUUCAGACCAUGGAAAGAUCAUGUAAAUUAAAUGUAACAUUUGUAUUUUUAUAAAUAAAUAUUAACUGGAUGUGUUUUUUGUA